AUGCGGGCUACAGGCCCGGCGGAUUUUCCACCAACAAAAGCACCUCUUCUGAAAGAAAGUUUGGUAAAACAUUUCAUCUCACCUUGGCAAGGAUAUUUAUAAUUCAAAACGCAAGGUACACGGAAUGAUGGACUUUUAUCUGCAGCUGAUGGAUUCAGAUUUUGGCCACGGUCAUGACGUCCAUGAAAUAGAUCCUUCUCAGCUGGAUAACGCCGAUUGUUUGGACGAUAAUCCGCGCCAUAUUGAACGAAUUGGUUUAAACAAGUUUGAUGAACAAGAAGCUAAAUAUGAAGAUGAAGAAGACUACGACCUUGUACCCGACGGAAAUCAACCACGCGAAUGGGACAAGCAUGAACUUCUUCGCCUAGGUACAUGUAGUGAUGGAGGUCCACAUGUCAUUGAGAUUGUGCACAAAGAGCUCUGGAGGCAAGUACACCGGAAUCCACCAUGUUGAAGCUUUCGUCGUUAUACACGCUGCGUCUGCUACUUCUGCUGCUUAUACCACUUCUACCCAAACGCUUUUACCACUUCGACUAUGUACUUUGAUUACUUCUGUCAGAUGCUUCUACCGCUAUUAUAGAUGCUUAUUAUAUAGCUACUUAUCAACAUUUGUUUUGUAG
This is a messenger RNA of Trichoderma asperellum CBS 433.97, 620 nucleotides long. Lineage: Eukaryota; Fungi; Ascomycota; Sordariomycetes; Hypocreales; Hypocreaceae. The record is from RefSeq and is a predicted model, not a curated record.